Molecule: messenger RNA, 1899 nt
Organism: Oenanthe melanoleuca
Lineage: Eukaryota; Metazoa; Chordata; Aves; Passeriformes; Muscicapidae
Exons: 3
Coding region: 982-1764 (260 amino acids)
Source: RefSeq, a predicted model, not a curated record
UUUCACAAAUAAUAUUGCAUUCACCAUUAUAAUUGAAUUGUAGUGUUUUUUGCAGUAGGUCAUGUCCCUAGCAAUGGGAUAUGCAGCAGCCUAAUCCAGAGGCAGUUUUGGCAAAAUGAGUUUUCCUUUCCAGAGCUAAGUAUCCGUCAGUGGAAAAUAAUCAGACAGAUGGUUUACUCUGAGAGAAUAUUUAAUAACCAAGAAAAAGAGAGAAGAGCUCUGAUCACUGACUUCCUCUGGAGUAAAAUUCCCUAUGCUCAGGGUUUUGCAAUAGCUGAUAUCCUCCUUUGAUUGUAGGUGCAGCCUCAGGAAAGGAAAUUAUUUUCUAAUUUUUCUCCGCUUUAUCAAAGGCUUCUCUUCUUCGUGACAAAAGUAUAAUAGAUGCAGACUCUGAACCAAGGUGUCAGGGAUGUCUUCUGCUUAAAAUACAGAACUCUCUGAUGCAGCAUCAGAAAAAUCUUGCAAAUAAUUUAAUUAGCUGUUCUUUUACCUAUACUACUAACAAAUUAAACAUGUAAUAUUAGGAGUGGCCUUUAAUCUGCUGGCAUUCAGGAGAUGUUUUAGGGCAAAUCAAAUUGUCUGCUUAGUCCAGUUUACAGCAGCAGGCACUGACUCAAACCCUGACAAAGUGCACUGCUGCACAGCAUCCUGAAACAAGCACUGAGAGGUCCCACAAAACCCCUUCCAUUUCAUUUCUGUGGUUUAGAGAAAUUAGUAUGUACUUUCCCCUCAGUGUUAGGACCUCUAUUCAUCUUCAGAAUGAAGAGUUCUCUAAGCUGUUAAUGUAGCUCAGGCUCUUCACGGUGUAUUCAACCAAAAUGCAGCCAUUAAGCUUCCCUUUAAAACACUCUCCCAAUCCAAGAGCCCUGGCAUAGCACUGUAAUUAUAAACUGCAAGUUCCAAAAUUAGCAGGUGAUAAAGGUGAAAAGGAUAGAAACAUAACACACCCAUGAUUAAUCAUUUGUUGAGUGAGGUUCUAACAUGGAUGGGAAAACUAACAAGCACUUUAAGCAAAUUGUUGGUAUCCUGCUGGCUCUUCCCGCCGUGUUCCUCCCCUGCGCCCUCAGCGAUGCUCUGCCCCUCCCCUCAGCUCUCCUGUAUAAACCUCUCUCCCCCGACCCUGCUCGGAGUUUUCUCGUCCCUGCCACCGCUUCGAGGAGGACACUAAUAAACCUGCUCUUCGGAACACCACGCGAGGCUCCCGUCCCUUCCUUCGCCGGUCGCCGAUCUCUAGAAGAGCUCAGUCACUUUGGCCCGGGGGCGAGGACGCUGCCGGUGCCACCGGGACGUCUUUCGAGACGCUUCUCCGGGAGGUGGCAGCGCUCCGCCAUCGCUCCGCCGCGACAAUCGGCUGCCCGAGCAGGGAUCGGCAGCGGUUCCUGGAGAAGCGUCUCCUGCGAGCUGCGGCUGCAGGACACGAGCCGCUUUCGGGUUUUGCUGCUCCCCGAGGAGGGCUGCUCGCGUUUUAGCGAGAGCCAUCUGAGGGACGACCGGCACCUUCUCUGGACCAUCGCGGGGCCGCUUUUGAAGACCGGUCGACGGCUGAGCAGCUCUCCUGCAGGCUUUGGUUACACGAGCGGGUUUGGAGCAGCCCGAAUAAAGAGCGGUCGAUCGGCACUGGGAGGUGGCAGCGCUCCGCCAUCGCUCCGCCGCGACAAAAUACAGCAAUAUAUCCUGGGAAAAGUUCAUGGAUGGGAUGGAGGCCUUUUCCUAAUGCAGAGGGUGACAUUGAGACAUUCAGAAAGGCAAAGUGAAGCACCUUGAACUGCUGGGUACUUACCUGCUGUUGAAUAUCCUGCACUGUUCCAUGAAGUAUUUAUUCAAGUCAGUGACUUCUGCUGAAAACUGGAAAUGAAAUAACAACUCCUCUUUCUUCUAAUACUCUACAGAAAAACACAG